CACACAGCUGAUAACAAGGCUGUGCUGCAGUUGAGACCAUCCUCAGUUUUUUUUGCCAGUUUUUGCGAAGACCUGGACGGACAAAAUCUCAUAUAAAUCAAUGACAAGAUGAACUGGGGCUUUCUGGAGACUCUGCUCAGCGGUGUCAACAAAUACUCCACUGUGAUUGGCCGAGUGUGGCUGUCCAUCCUUUUUGUCUUCCGCAUAUUGGUGUAUGUGGCAGCAGCUGAGUCCGUCUGGAAGGAUGAGACCAAGGACUUCACGUGCAACACGCAGCAGCCGGGCUGUGAGAACGUGUGCUUCGACCAUUUCUUCCCCAUCUCCCAGGUGCGUCUGUGGGCCCUGCAGCUCAUCAUGGUGUCAACGCCGUCCCUGCUCGUGGCCCUCCAUGUGGGCUACCGCGAGCACAGAGAGGCCAAACAUGGCAAGAAGCUUUAUGAUGACAAGGGCAGGAUUGAUGGAGGCCUACUUGCCACCUACAUUGUGAGCCUCCUGUUCAAAACUGGGUUUGAGAUCGGGUCUCUGGUCGCCUUCUACCUCCUGUACGAUGGCUUCUCAGUGCCCAAAGUUUUCCAAUGCAGUCAAACUCCUUGUCCCAACACGGUUGACUGCUUCGUCUCAAGGCCCACUGAGAAGAAGAUUUUCCUCUAUAUCAUGGGCUGCACUUCCAUCGUGUGCGUCUGUCUUAAUGUCGUAGAGAUGUUGUACAUUGUCUUCAAGCAAUGUUGGAAGUACUUCAGCAAAUACUAUGUGCCCAUAGAGGAGAAGAGAGGUUACCACUGUGGUAAAGCUCACGUGGUAACGGACUUACUAGGGCCCCAAGCAGCACCUCAGGCAAAACGAGUGAGCUCGCAGUCGGAGUUAAAACAGGAAAGUUCUCCUUCUUGAUUGUUAGGCUUGGGGAACUGCAGUUGUUCCUAUACCUGAAAGAGCAAAACCAACCUCAUGUUUCUAAUUUAGUUCCCAGAAGUAUUGUUUCCUGAUUGACCAACUUUAGAAAGACAAGCACACAAUAUAUCGAUGCUAAUAUCUUGGUGCAUCUAAUAAUAGUACAAUGUAAGGGACUCUUCUGUCUUUUUGGUUUGUGGACAUUGUCUUUAGCAAACCCAACAGAGCAUCUAUAAGCAGGCUGCUACAAAGUCGGUUUUCAUGUAUACCUAUUUUGUAUUUCAAGUUGAUGAUUGAUUCUGCUGAAUGAAUGAAUGAAAGAAAGUACUGUAAUGGCAUUCCUUGGAAUUUAUCUAACAUGAAAUGAUCAACAGGUGCAGCUAACGAUUAUACGUAUGGGCCUUUGCUAGGUUUGACACACCUAGAUGCCAGAAUAUAUUUUUCAAAUUCG
Molecule: messenger RNA, 1339 nt
Organism: Sardina pilchardus (European sardine)
Lineage: Eukaryota; Metazoa; Chordata; Actinopteri; Clupeiformes; Clupeidae
Gene: gjb7
Product: gap junction protein beta 7
Exons: 2
Coding region: 109-888 (259 amino acids)
Biological process (GO): cell-cell signaling
Cellular component (GO): connexin complex
Molecular function (GO): gap junction channel activity
Source: RefSeq, a predicted model, not a curated record